Messenger RNA from Oncorhynchus mykiss (rainbow trout), 6644 nucleotides. Its product is annotated as protein kinase C alpha type. NCBI's taxonomy places the organism in Eukaryota, Metazoa, Chordata, Actinopteri, Salmoniformes, Salmonidae. The record is from RefSeq and is a predicted model, not a curated record. Gene Ontology annotation, biological process: protein phosphorylation. Gene Ontology annotation, molecular function: zinc ion binding; diacylglycerol-dependent serine/threonine kinase activity; ATP binding.
UUUGUUGGGCAGUAUUGUUAUUUGUGAUCGUAAACAUUAGGGAAGGGUCAUGUGAAAAUAUGAUCCUCCCCCCCACAGUAAAUGUUGAACCGUCCCUAAAGACUUCAGAACAAAUGAAUAAGCCACACAUAACAAACACAUUGAUAAUGGAUUAAAAAAAAUGCGAUGACUAUGAUCCGUGCUUUGAAUUAGGCGAAAUAGCUACUCAUUUUGGGUGCCGGCUCUGUUUUCAUUUAGGUGCAGGAACUCCAUAAGAAACACAUUUGAGCCAAGUCAAGCACUGACUACGAUAUGACUGAGAUGUCGUUUCUCUUCAAAUAACUAGGUUGAACCCAAACAUGUGCCAGUAUCUUUUACGCCACUGGAUGACGCUCCAAUCUUCCAAAUUCCAACAGCCCUCCCUCCAGGCGAUUCAGUGUGGUGACGUCAGCUCGAGUGAAAGACGGAAGCAAAGCGCUCAUUGUGGAGCCGUCAGUAAAAGUAGUUGUAGCGACAGCUUGGGAAAGCUCAUAGAUAGUACAGUGUGGUCGCCUCUCCUGCUCAGUGGCAACAUUUGAUUGAAUAGGUAUAUAUACACAUUAGAUAGAGAGGAAUAACGUUGCUCUUUUUUUUCUGUGUGUGACUAUGGCUGAUGUUACGCAAUUCAACGAGGGGACCGGGGACAUCGCGAAAGGGUUUGCUCGUAAAGGAGCGUUGAGGCAGAAGAACGUCCAUGAAGUGAAGGACCACAAAUUCACUGCGAGGUUCUUCAAGCAGCCGACUUUUUGUAGUCACUGCACCGACUUUAUUUGGGGAUUUGGAAAGCAAGGAUUCCAGUGCCAAGUUUGCUGUUUCGUGGUCCAUAAGAGGUGCCAUGAGUUUGUCACGUUCUGCUGCCCCGGGGCGGAUAAGGGUCCCGACACAGACGACCCCAGAACCAAGCACAAGUUCAAGAUCCACACCUACGGCAGCCCCACCUUCUGCGACCACUGUGGCUCUCUCCUGUACGGUCUCAUCCACCAGGGGAUGAAGUGUGACACCUGCGACAUGAACGUGCACAAUCAGUGUGUGAUGAACGUGCCCAGCAUGUGUGGGACGGACCACACCGAGAGGAGGGGACGCCUCUACCUGAAGUGUGAGGUCACAGAGGACAAGCUGCAGGUCACAGUGGGCGAAGGUCGAAAUCUGAUCCCCAUGGACCCAAACGGCUCGUCUGAUCCUUACGUCAAGCUCAAGCUCAUCCCAGAUCCCAAGAAUGAGACCAAGAAGAAGACCAAGACCAUCCUCGCCAACCUCAAUCCCACCUGGAAUGAGUCUUUUACAUUCAAGCUGAAGGCUACAGAUAAGGACCGCAGGCUGUCUGUGGAGGUGUGGGACUGGGACCGGACUACCAGGAACGACUUCAUGGGCUCCCUGUCCUUCGGCGUGUCAGAGCUGAUCAAAUCUCCUGUGUGUGGUUGGUACAAGAUGUUGAACCAAGAGGAGGGCGAGUUCUACAACGUGCCCAUCUCAGAGGAGGAUGACGGGAACGAGGAGCUCCGACAGAAGUUUGAGAAAGCCAAGCUGGGCCCUGGUACCAAGAAGGUGAUCUCUCCAUCAGAUGACAGCCCAUCUAGUCUGCCCUCUAACAACCUGGACUCGGUCAAACUCAGCGACUUCAACUUCCUGGCCGUGCUGGGGAAAGGCAGCUUCGGCAAGGUGAUCCUGGCAGAGAUGAAGCCCACGGAGGAGCUGUACGCCGUCAAGAUCCUGAAGAAGGACGUGGUGAUUCAGGACGAUGAUGUGGAGUGUACCAUGAUCGAGAAGAGAGUCCUGGCCCAGCAGGACAAACCACCCUUCCUCACUUCACUCCACUCCUGUUUCCAGACUGUGGACCGGCUGUACUUUGUCAUGGAGUACGUGACUGGAGGAGACCUCAUGUACCACAUCCAACAAGUGGGCAAGUUCAAAGAGCCGCAGGCGGUUUUCUACGCAGCAGAGAUCUCUGUCGGCCUGUCCUUCCUGCACACGAAAGGAGUCAUUUACAGGGAUCUGAAGCUGGACAACGUGAUGCUGGACUCGGAGGGCCACAUUAAGAUCGCUGACUUUGGCAUGUGCAAAGAGAACAUACACGAGGGUGUGACCACUCGCACCUUCUGUGGGACGCCCGACUACAUUGCCCCAGAGAUUAUUGCAUAUCAGCCAUAUGGGUUAUCAGUGGAUUGGUGGGCAUACGGAGUGCUGCUCUACGAAAUGUUGGCAGGACAGCCCCCGUUUGAUGGUGAGGACGAGGACGAGCUCUUCCAGUCCAUCAUGGAGCACAACGUGUCGUACCCCAAGCAAAUGUCCAAAGAGGCCGUGUCCAUCUGCAAAGGGCUGAUGACCAAACACCCGUCGAAGCGUCUGGGCUGCGGCUCCGAGGGAGAGAGGGACAUCCAGGAGCACGCCUUCUUCAGACGCAUCGACUGGGAACGCCUCCAGAACCGCGAGAUCCAGCCCCCCUUCAAGCCCAAAGGGUGCGGCAAAGGGGCGGAGAACUUCGACAAGUUCUUCACGCGCACCCAGCCCCAGCUCACGCCCCCCGACCAGCUGGUCAUCGCCAACAUCGACCAAGCCGACUUCUCAGGCUUCUCCUUCAUCAACCCCCAGUUCGUGCACCCCUCCCUGGUCUCCCUGCACACCGUAUGAGGGGGAGGGGGCCACGGACGUCCCUUCCUACCUCUGCUCCCUACCUAGCACUAACCCUCCAACUGCAGCCUCUUCAAGCCAAACUCCCAAUCACCAAAACUGGUCCAACUCUACAACAACAACACAGACCCUGAUAUCAACCGCCAUUUUGAGUUCCUCUAUCAAUGUAUUAAUGAUGUGUCCUCUAGGAAUGGGACUUGGGGCUCUGAGGGAGAGGAGUUGGUGAGUGGAAGUGCUGUGUGUUAAUGGUGAUGGGGAGGAUGAAGGUUUGAGGAAGGAGAUGUAUGUAGGGUUGAUAUACUUUCCCACCCACCUGUUGUGUUUGUUUUCGGACGGGCAAUUGUUUGAAAUGAAUCAUGAUAGAUGUUGAAAUGAAUCAUGACAGAUAUUGAGAUGAAUCAUGACAGAUAUUGAAAUGAAUCAUGACAGAUAUUGAAAUGAAUCAUGACAGAUAUUGAAAUGAAUCAUGAUAGAUAUUGAAAUGAAUCAUGACAGAUAUUGAAAUGAAUCAUGAUAGAUAUUGAAAUGAAUCAUGACAGAUAUUGAAAUGAAUCAUGACAGAUAUUGAGAUGACUGUCCUGUUGUUUUGAAUGUGUGGGGACAAAACCCAUGAAACUAUGCCAGUUUUUUUUUCUGAUUCUAGAGCGAAGGGUUAACUUCUUGUUAAACCCUGUACUGGCUAUACUAGUCUCCAUUGAAACCCAAGGCCACUACAAACAUAAUAUCUUGUUUUGAGCUAUUGGGUCAGAGCCAAAUAUGAGGUCAGUACAGGGAGACUAUGUUUACAGUUUUACCUUGUGUUGGUGAGAUUUUAUUUCAAUAUGUGUCAUUACAGGUGCCCCUAUGUUUCAAUAUACAUCAAAUAAUACACACCCAGUACGAAUAUCAUGACACACUAACAAUAACACGCACAUACAGAUGUAGGAUCUUAAUUUGAUCACCCCAUUGCAGGAAAACUUUCCUGCAUUGCAAACUAAAAUGUGUAAUGUGUUUGAGGUUUAAAAAGGCUUCUGAAGUUUGUAAUUUCCACUUAGACAUUUCAGACUUGGUUUUUUUCCCUUACGAAAAAUGUAUCAACCCCUAAAAAAAAAAAGGCUAUUAAUUAUAAUCCACAUAAUAACUCACAUUUCCUGUAGCCGCACAGAUUAUUUUCCUGCUGUAGCAAACUGGCUCAAAUUAAGACCAUACAUCUGUACACACGUGUUACAUUAACACAGGGAUAUCUUGAACCUUGAACUCCAGGUUGUAUGGUUAUCUUGUCAUUAGGUUUACAACUGUGAGUGGACAUUGAGACAGAACGCAGUAGAAGUUGUGGUCAGAUGAAGUAGGCAGUGCAACAGUCCCAUCUUCUUUCAACACCUACACGAGAAUCACAGGUUAACAGAGGUAUAAAGGUGGUCGUUCCAAAAGCAAAUGGUGAUCAGGUAGCACUACUUUGUGACAGCCUUUUUACUAUCCUCCUGUCCCAGCUUUGUUGUCACUCUGCCCACUUAUCAAAAAGGCCCUCAAUGGCCAUGAUUCUCUUUAACCUGAAGAAGUCCUUCAAUGUUAAGUUCCCGAGGGAAAUUUAUUGAGGAUUUAGGAAGUAAAUUACCUAAAACUCUUCUUUUUUUUUGUUGAGAGGUAGCAACUAAAUUUAAAUUGAUGUUGAGUUAUUGUUUGCUUACUCAAUGAACCGUGCAAUAUUAUAUUGCAUGCUUAUACCCUUCUACAUGGCUAUAACGCCAUUCUAACCAUGUUGACUAGAGUAUCACGUUAUUAAAACGUUUAGUUCCCUUUUCUGCUUUUAUGUGAUGUCAUGCACCCCCCCCCCCCCGCCCCCCCCCCCCCCCCCAAUUAGUUCUAAUUAAUAUUUUAGUGUAACACAUACCAGUGUAUUAACUCUUUUGUAAAUAUUAAUGAGCUAUUUAAAAAAAAAAAAAAGUAUAGUAUCUCGCAGAUUUUAUACCUACAACUGAAUGUGAUUUUAUUAUGUUAGAUAGGUUAACAUAUUUCUAUGUAAAAAAUAAAGUACCCCAAAAUAUCAACUUUGUAACAAUUAGGUGAUAAAGUAUUUUAAUCGAGUCGGUCGGGAUUAGCAAACCGAGAGAAACAUCUGGACGACUUUUUGCCGAUAUUAUCAAACAUUUUCCGUUUGCUCUCGUCUCCGUCGCACAUAUCCGAUGUCCUUGAAUGCGAUCGCUGAGUGAGUUGACUGAAUGUGUGCCUGGCUCUUGUAUCUGCAUGUUGUUGGCGAGGAUUUAAAAAUAAGUUUAACAAAAUGAUAUAAAUGCUGCAUGAUACUCAGUACCAGUAACCAGGCCCCUGGUUGGAUAGCAAAGGAGUCUCCGCCCAAACACCAGAUCCAAGAUCAGCUGAACCUACCCUAAUCCUAGCCAUUCACAAUUAGGAGGCUAUGGUCAAAUCUGACUACAGAUAUGCGGUUAGGGGAACUCCUAAGCACAUCUCUGUACUAGACCAGAUGGGACAACUUGCUCUCUAGUGUCUCAAUGAAGGGGUUUUGUUUCUUCUUAUCGUUAGUAUUGUUUGUUCGUAUAAAAAAAAAAAAAAAAUUUACAUUAUUUGUAUUGUCGUCGUUUUUUUGUUUGGUUAUAGAUUCUGCUCAAGUAAUACAGGAAUAUUUUGCGGAAUUAUCAUCAUAGCAAUUCAUAUCUUAACAUCUAACUGUUGCUAGAUUUAUACAAUUCCCUCGACUUUUGCUCCUAUAAACCUUUUCCUAACCUCGUAACUGUGCCAAACCUGAAACAGCCAGAACCCGACAAUAGCAGCGUUGCACUAGCUGUAGUCAUACCAAUGACCCGUCAAUACCGAAAUCUUAUCAAUACCGAUGUGUUGUCAAUACACAUGUUUUUUUCAAUGCCGAUGACUCGUCAAUACAGAUGUCUCUCCCUGGUAGACUCUUGGUGGUUAGUCCAAGAGAGCGUGCCAACACCACAUUUCACAACGUAUUUCCGACCCAUGUGCUUCUCGCUAAAAAUAUGUAGCUAAGGGAUUGCUAAUUCAAAUAAUGUCGACGUGGUUCUGAUGCCAGACAAUCCGGCAGUCGUUUCUUGUAGUUUAUUUUUAUUUUUAUGUCACGUUAGCAGCCUACACCUCUGUGGGAGUUUACCUUUAUGCUCUAUAGCCGGACAGCAGUAUGACCCUUCUGCGAUACCAUGCCUGCUUACCCCUUACCUUAACUCCCUGUGCCUAUCAGUCAGUGUGUGUGUUUACAUGUGCGUGUGAGAGAGGGAAGGAAGGAAACCAUAAAUGAGUGGUUGUUGAGUGAAUAAAUGAGUGAGUGUGUGGAUGAGUGAAUAAUUGAUCGGUGAACAACCCCGUUCCUCAUCCUAUUGGCCUGUUAAACCCCCCGUCUGGGUAGCUCAUCUCCUCUGUCCAUCCUUCCAUUCCUCCCCUCUUCCUCAGUGCCUGGGCAAUCGAUCCAUUCCCUUACUGACAAAGCCCUCAUCCCUUCUCCUUCAAGAUCCAAUCAGUUCAUGAAAGCAGUUUCGUCCGAGAAACUCGCCUCUACAGGCUGACACCUACCUGCCCUUCUUGCCCCUUCCAACCCUCCCAAAACGUACUGGGGAAAGAAUUGGCCAAAUGUGUUCUUUUUCACCUUCGUUUACAUCCUGCUUUAUAUUUUCCUUUGCCUUAGCUCCUACGUGGUGUGUCCCAAAUGGCACCCUAUUCCCUAAAUAUUGCACUACUUUUGUCCAUAAGCCCUGGUCAAAAGUAGUGCACUAUAUAGGGAAUGGGAUGCCAUCUGAGAAACAGCCAGCCUCUUCCCCCAUUCUCUGUUGAUUCAUGUCCAAACCAAGCGCUUCUUCUGUCCCUGUACAUAAUGAUUUAGAUAUCUACAUAGACUUGUAAAAGAAAGAAUAUAUUGUAUUUUGCAAAUGGUUUAUGUUCAUUCUCCCCAAAAACCCUUUGAAAGCGAGUCUGAGCUACUUACCUUGUAAUCAAUAGUGUAAUUUGUACCUACUGUAUGAUAAUGCAAAUAAAAAAUAAAAAAUGGC